This is a messenger RNA of Linum tenue, 907 nucleotides long. NCBI's taxonomy places the organism in Eukaryota, Viridiplantae, Streptophyta, Magnoliopsida, Malpighiales, Linaceae. The record is from the annotation of a GenBank genome assembly.
GGCCCGCCCGCAGCCUCUGUCCACCAGUCUCCGUCCAGACCAAAUCUCCAUCCAUCCAAUCGCCUCUCGCUCCAGCCACCGCCAGCAAGCUCCGCCAAAAGAUCUACAAUACAGAGGACCGGAGGAAGAUUAAUCGACAAUGGGUAGGCCGGAGUUCUUGAGAAUGAGGACGGAGGACGUAGCGUCGCCGGCGGCGGGAUUGAUCCAGUCCGAUAUCGACGAGCUGAAGGUUGCGGCAAAGAAACUCGUCAAGGACGCUGCGAAGCUCGGUGGGUUGGGUUUCGGCACUUCUUUCCUCAAAUGGGUCGCCUCGUUUGCCGCCAUUUACUUGUUGAUCUUGGACAGAACCAACUGGAGAACCAACAUGCUCACUUCACUUUUAGUUCCUUACAUCUUCUUCAGCCUUCCUUCCACAUUGUUUCACUUCUUGAGAGGAGACUUUGGGAAAUGGGUUGCUUUCAUUGCAGUCGUCUUAAGACUCUUCUUUCCCCGACACUUCCCAGACUGGCUGGAGAUGCCUGGAUCGCUGAUUCUUCUGCUGGUGGUUGCUCCAAACUUCUUCGCACACACGUUGAAGGACGACUGGGUUGGGGUGGCGAUAUGCCUCGCCAUUGGCUGCUAUCUCCUGCAGGAACACAUUAGGGCUUCUGGUGGGUUCAGAAACUCUUUCACUCAGUCUCAUGGGAUAUCGAACACCGUAGGGAUCGUGCUUUUGAUAGUCUACCCUGUGUGGUCUCUGGUCCUCCAUGUGCUCUGAGGAUAAAGAUUGGGAAACAUAGGAAGCUUACAGUUGAAGAACAGUAGAGUUGGUUUGAUCCAUUUUUCAGCUUUAUGCAUGCUGGUUUCCCUCCUUUUUAUUGGUAUUUUCAAAUUUAUGUUGGUUCUAUGUCUUGGAUGGAAUAAUAUU